This is a messenger RNA of Argiope bruennichi, 6861 nucleotides long. RefSeq names its product transmembrane protein 131-like. Lineage: Eukaryota; Metazoa; Arthropoda; Arachnida; Araneae; Araneidae. Gene Ontology annotation, cellular component: membrane. The transcript is spliced from 36 exons. The coding region runs from base 34 to 5691 and encodes 1885 amino acids. The record is from RefSeq and is a predicted model, not a curated record.
AGCAUUAAAAUGAUUGUAUACUAGCAGACUGGGAUGGCGCGUAUGUGUGUGUCAUGUAAAUUACAAUCGGGAAAAAUGAAAAGCCAAAAAGUACUUAGAAUUUUAUUACUAUAUAAUAUUUUAGAGACGGUCUACAGAGUAGUGCAAGCAGGGGAUGGUCGCACACAUGCGUUCGUCCAUGUGGACGGUGACUUGCGUUAUUUAGUGGAUGGUGUAUCGAUGGAAAUGAAAGAGUUUUACAGAGAAGAGGACACAUCAGCAAUAAGUUUUACUGAUCUUAAUGAAGAGAAUUUAAAUGCAUAUGCCAGCCCAAUUGCAUUUCAUCCUCCAAUGUUAAAUUUUCAUUCACAUCCUGUGGGAAUGCCUCACAUGGAGCAUGUCAUUGUUCAAAAUUUAAGUCCCGACACUAGCAUUCAUAUGUUAUCAAUAUCAGGGAAUACCUUGCAUACACAUUGUUCUUUUUUUCAAGAAAAGGUCAUUCCACCUGGUGGAAAUACCAGUUUUGAUGUAGUUCUUUUGGCCAGAGAAGAAGGUCCUGUGGAAGAUACAUUAUUUAUUCAUACAUCAUUAGGUUCUUUUAAAUUUCAAGUUUCUGCUGUUGGUAUUCCGAAUCCAUACAGGUUAAGACCGUUUGUAGGAGUAAGGAUGCCUUUAAAUAGCAGCUACACACCAAUAAUUUUUAUGCACAAUCCUCACAGUACUACAAUUCAGCUAACCGAAAUGUAUUCCAGUGGAGGAGAUUUACAUUUAGAAUUACCUGAUGGUGAAAGUGAAGCUCCAAAGUCAUUAUGGGAAAUUCCUCCAUAUGAAACUAAGCCAGUUAUUAAAGCUAAUUUUAUUGCCAGGGUCGAAAAAAACCAUACUGCAUUUAUUCGUAUUAGAACAAAUUGCACAAGAGAAGAUUAUUUAUUGUUACCUGUUGAAGUUGAUGUCUCAUCAGCACCUGGAAUAUAUUCCCCUACAGAAAUACUUGACUUUGGAGUAUUAAGAAGUGAUGAUCAGCCAAAAGUAUUAACUCUUUCACUGCUAAAUUCAGGACCAAAACAUGUUCAUUUAGUGAAUGUUAUUGCUACUCCUGUUAAUGAAGCAGUAGAUGUUAAAUUUAUGCCAUUAAAAAUACCUCCAGAUACUGUAUUCAGCACACAAGUAGCUACAAUAACAUUUACACCUUCAAGAGCUCUUCAUCCAAAGCAGUGCUGUGGGAAAAUAGUUAUUAAAUCAAAAAAUAAUCAGUACAAAUUGCAAAUACCAUAUCAAGUACAACUUAUUAGAGGGUUUCUUGAUUACAACAAAAAUUGCACAAGGUUUUAUGUUGGUCAGCAGAAUAGCAGUCAUAUUAAAGAAUUUAAUGUUACUAAUAAUUUCAGUGUUGUUAUUAUUGUUUAUAGUAUUUCAUUACCAGAUGAAGCCAAAGAACAUUUUACAGUAAAGAUGGCUGAAUCUAUUAUUUUAAAACCAGGAAAAUCUGCAACUGUUGCUUUCUUAACAUUUAAACCCACUGUACCAGAUUUACAACUAACUUCAUAUCUCAGAUUGCAUACAAAUAUUUCUCAUUUUGACAUUCCACUUUUAUGCUUCACUGGGCGAUUGAAAGUGUUUUUACCUCAUGCAGUGAAUGAAAGUUUUAUUGACUUUGGUACAUUAGGAAUGGGAGACAAGCGUACUGUUGUUUUUGCUGUGAUUAAUGAAAAUCCUGUUGAUGUAAAUUUGAAGUUUUGGGGAUCUAAUAGCAGUAAAACAUAUGUGGAACUUGUUGGAGUUGACAAAGGAAAUGCCAGUACUUUAGCUUGGCGUCAAAAUUUUUCUGCUAUGGCGCGAAGUCUUAUAUUAAAGCCACAACAUUAUGCUAUAUUCCGCAUUGGUAUUACAGCUCCAAAUCAUGAAGGAAUAUUUCAUGGACAAGCAUUUGUUGAAACACAGUAUGAAAAAAUAAAUGUCCCCUUUAGUUUGAGAACUGCCAAAGGUGCUUUGAAAGUUGAUGAGAUUUUUUUUGAAAAUUCUUUUCCUGGUAAAAUAUCAACUCAAAGCCUGUAUGUUCACAGCACUUUUUCACAUUCCAUGACAGUAACUGGAAUAUCUACUGUUCCUGAAGAUUCUAGAUUUACUUUUGAUCCUUUGAAACAUGGAACUCCAGUUUUACAUCCCAAUUCAAAAAAUAUGGUUGGGAAAAUUCAUUUUGAUCAUAGAAAAUAUUGCAAGCAGAAAUGCUACAGUGGCUUGCCAACAACAACAUCUAUGGGUCAUCAGUGGCUGUUAGGAAUGGCUUUGCCACCCGAUGUUGGGGAAAUGGAUGGAGAAUUAUUUCGGACACUUUCCAAGAGAUGGCACAGCUUAAUAGAUUUGGAGGAAAAGACAACAAAUAUUACUCUGAGGAUUGAUACUACUGAAGUUCGAGGCUAUCUUUUGAAAGCUCACGCUUCUUUACAUUGGCCACGUAUGUUUAGCAGAUACAAACUAAAAUUUCCGAUAACACAAAUUGGAAAUCACACUGUUAAAGAUUUCACCCUUGAAAACCCAUCUAGCCUGCCUGUAUUAGUUCAAGUUGUUCCAUUAUCGUUAUAUCCAAAUCCUGCAAACAUUAUUAGCAUUUUAAAAGAAAGAUAUGGAGAUGAUUUUGGGGGAAAUAAUAUUAUAAAAGAUUCCGAAGUCUUUUCUUUAGAAGAUUUAGAAGAUAAUAAUCCAAACCCAGAUAAUCAUAUACCUGCAUAUAGAAAAAGUUUAGAAGAAUUUUUUGGAAUACAGACACAUAAGAAAAGUAUUGCUAUGUUACUUACUCCAGGCAUGAGAGUUAGAAUUCAAGUGGGCUUUACUCCCAAAGAUGACAGUUUGAAAUCAUCAUUAAUUUUAAUCAGGAAUAAUUUAACAGUUAUGGAUGCUCUUCUUGUGCUUGGGCAAGGAGGGUAUGGACAAAUUAAAUUUGGAAACAUACCUCCGGGGAGUGAUUCGAUGCUGAUGUUUGAAUUGACGGAGCGUCUGUUAAAAGACUGCGACAGUACUAAAAUUCCGAAAUACGCCUCACCAAAUUUUACUGUGCGAAGAGCUUUUACAGCUAGAAACACUGGAGCAUUGCCAAUGUAUGUCAAGGGUUUCGACAUUAAUGGGAAACCUUGUCAAGGAUAUGGGUUUCGAAUAUUGAAUUGUCAAGAAUUUGAAUUGAAGCCUAAUUCAAGUAAAAAGAUUGAUAUUGCGUAUACUCCAGAUUUUUCUUUAACACAUAUUGAACGAACUCUAAAUAUUCAUACAAGCCAAGGCCCUGAAGGUCAAAUUUUACAAUAUAAAAUUGUUGCAACUGUUCCUCGUCAUAUGCUAUCAUUUUGUUCAGGAGCAUUACCUAGACCACCUUGGGAGUUUUAUGUUUAUUGUACUUGCAUAAUUUUCUCCAUAUUUGGGAUUCUAUCAAUGAUGUGUUUGGCUUAUAUGGACAGUAAACGUAUUUUGCACAGUACCUUUUUCCCUUUUAUUACUCUUGGAAUUCAUACAGAAAAGAUAGACAAAGAAAACAUUUUUGAUUUGAAUGCUCUUUGUACAAUUAGUCUUGAAAAUAGCUUUAUAAAACAUAAUUGUCCUCAGACUGAAUUAGGCAGGAAGAAAGAAAACUGUGUUGAAAACGCUACAAUAUCCGAAAAUGGCUUGAAUGCUCUUAAAAAUCCUGAAAUAUCUACUCCUAAAAAAAAAGAAUCUCUUCAUUCUCGAGAAUUCGAUGAUAUUGUUAGCGAUGUGAGUAAGCAUUCAAGGAAAAGAACUUCGAAGCGUCAGAUACAUGAAAAUUAUUAUUUGGAACCAAGUUUAAUUGAUAUUAAAAAAACACAAGCACGAAAUAGUUGGACUCGCUUUCUAAAACCUCCAUUUUCUUUCCAUUCUUCAAAUGUUAAUAAGCCAAGUGUUGCUACUCAGACCACUCCUAUUUCUACUGAAGAAGAUGAUAGUAAGUCAUUUAAAGAAUUAGACAGAAUUGAUAAUCAAAGCAUUAAUACUUUUGAAAAUAUAGAAAAUAGUACGCCUAAAUUCAGAAAUAAAAAUGACCACAAAUAUAAUGAAGUGAAUAAUUGUUUUAAGAAAACUAAUGAUAUGUUGCUAGAAGAAGAAACAUCAUCCACGACUACAGAAACAUCAUCCACGACUACAGAGACAUCAUCCACGACUACAGAGACAUCAUCUACUACUACAGAGACAUCAACAACAGAAUCUGACAUAAGCGAAAGAGAUAAUCGAUUGCCUGAUGUAUGUGUAACUUCUAAAUCGCAGAAAAUACGCUAUAAAAAUAAAUAUAGAGAUGUCGGUACUGGAUGUAAUUCUCGAAUGGUAACCAAAUCGGUGAAUACUGUUGAUGGUAAAGGUUUUGAGUUGAGUUCUAAGAGCAAAAGUCAUAAGAAAGUAAAAGUUGAUCCUUCAAAGGCUUUUGGUGGUGAUAUUCUUCGUCCAAGAACUUUCAGUACUUUGGAACUGCCUUAUAAACCAAAGCCCACUGCAGGAGAUGAAAAAGAUGACUGUCUUGAAAUGUACUCAGAAGAGGACUUGGCUGCUGUUGUUAAUGGAAAGGGAAAUGGUGUGUUUCAAAUUGCUGAAGAUGAACUAAUUGACAGUGCUGAUCAGAAUCAAAAUUUUACUCUUCGGCAAGGAAUUCAUAGCUGCUUGUGGAUAAAAACUUCUGAGCUAAAGUCCCCAUUGUCCCUUGAAUCCCCUUUUUCGAAAUUCCCUUCUUAUUCUGCUGCUGUAACAAAAGAAGCAUUGAUAAAUAAUGGGGAAAAUGAUGUUUCUAUAUAUGGAAUCAACAGAAUUUCUUCAGAAUCUAUAAAAUCUAUCAGUUCUUCCAAAAGUAAACGAACUCCUAAUUGCCAUCCUUUUGUAAAAAGGUCAAGUAAACAUUCAUUUGGACAAAAUAGCUGGAAUUUUGAGAACGGUGAAUUAUUCGGUUCCUCUGAUGUAGAGAGUAAUCUGUUAGGAUCUAAAUUAAGGCACUGGAUGUUACAGUCUAGUCCCAAUUGCUGUACUUCAUUUAGUGAUUCUGCUGGUGUUUAUAAGAAUGAAAAUCGAUCAUUUUGUAAUUCUCACUGCAAGUUUGCUGGAAAUUGUUCCAUUUCUUCAAAUAAUAUAUCUACUUGGUGCGGAAAUUCGCAAGUAUCAUGUUUAGAACAGUCACUGCAAGCUGAACGUUUACGUUUGGAGGCAUGUAAAAAUCAGCUAAAUGUUUAUAAUGAUUGGCCUGGUUUUGAUUUAACUCCAGUUCGAGAAAGUUUCUGGGAUUCUAAUUAUAGCCCAUCUGGAGGUUCUUGGACUGAAAAACCUGAGGAAACUGAAAUGUCGAAUGUAUCGCCGAACAGUAUAUGGAGCAAUCCUUUAACAUCUGUUUGGGAAUCAGAGGCUUCAACGUGGACCUCUAACACAUGUGAUAAUGGGAAUUGUGUUGAUGAAGCAUCAAUGAAUGAAAACUUGCUUAUCGAUUCUGAGAAAACCGCUUCUGAAAAUAAGGAAUCUGCAGUGGGGGAAUUCGACCCUUUCCAUACACCAAGUGCACUUUGGAUGUCUCAAUUAAGUGAAAUGAAAGAAAAUUUUACCGGCUCUUCUGAAUCAAGUACAUGGUCUUUCAGUUUAUUUUCGAAUCCUUCUCAAGUUCUGUUCCCAGAAAAUUCCCAAGAUUCUAGUGAAACUGUAGGAAAAGUUGAAACGAAAACUUCUGAAAAUUCUGCUUAAAAUGUAAAAGCCAUUUAUUGUAUAGUUACUUUAAAAAAAUACUUAUGUAAUAUUCAUGUUCUAGCAGUGUUAAAUAUUAAAAGAAAAAUUUUUUUUUUUUUUUUUUUUUGAAAGGAAGCUCAUAAUUUUUGUUCUGCUGCAGUAUAAUUGCUGAAUUGUUGAAAAUUUCUAUUGUUCAUUUUAUUUUUUACAAUAUGAUUUAUUUAUAAAAUGAUCUAGUCUACAAUGUUAUGUUUUUUCUUGUAAUUUUAAUUGAGUUUGUAUCAUAAAUAGUAUUAUCGUAAAUACUCGUGCCUUCUUACUUUAUUUCGUUGUUUCUUUUAAUAAUCCAGAUUUCAAGUGCUUUGAAAUUAGCUGUAUAUGAAACAAAAAUUACUUUUUUGUUUGAGAUUUUCAUCUUGACCAAAUUCCAGCUAAUACAUUUAAAAAAAAACAUUAUUGGAUUUUUAAAAAAUGUAAUCUUUGUUUUAAAUCGUGUUAAUGUUUCUCAUUACACGAUGCUGGAUUUUUGUUCAAAGCCAUAAACAGUGCAGUGACUUUCUAGUGAAUCAUACUCAAAUUUAAUUUUCUGUUCCUUUAUGUUUGACUGCUUAUUUGGUCAUUUAAGAUGCUCAAUAUACCGUAACUUUUAUGACAAAAUUUGUUGCAACUGUUAUAGCACUCUUUAAAGCUUAUAAUUUGAAAGUGAAAAUAUUGUGUGUUUUUUUCUAUUGUUACCGAAAACUUAUUGUCGAAAUUUUUUUACUCUUUUUCAACCAUUUAUAUUUAUAGGGUGAAGACUAAUUUGUUAUUUUUUUUCUGUGAAAUAUAUUAUCACUGCUUAGUUACAAAUAAUCAGAUUUCAUGUCACGAAUUAAAAUUCUAAUUCUUUUCUUAGAGUUCGUUUUUUUUAACUCAGGUGGCCAACUUGCGCAUCACUUUUGAAAAGUGUUGCUUUGAAUGAUUUUAAGCUGUAAAAAAAUUAUUUAUUUAUUUAUCAGCAAUUAAGAAUCAGACUUAGUUAAGUUUUUAUCAUUAAAAUAUAUUUACCAACUUGCCUUCUCAAACUAUGCAAUAAAUAUAUUUUAAUAGCUUAUAAUUUAAGAGUCAAGAUAUUAUUUUUCUUAUUAGUCCGAGAAACUUACCUCGAAAUUUUUUUACUCUGUUUCAACCAUAUAUAUAUAUAUAUAA